GAGCAGCGGUUAUAUUUUUGUGAGUUUCUAACAAGCUCUUCUCUGGGCGAUCCCUUCCUCUGGUAAUUCCUCCCAGAUUCAUAUGGAGGGAAAGGAGUGGGUGUUGGGUGAGGGAGUGGGUUUGGUGGGCAGAGUCAAUCAAGCUAGGCAGGGAGCCGGGGAGUGUAUGGAGAGAUUAAAUGCUGUUCCACAUCGCUACAGCAGAUCUGUGAUUGGCUUUGGCAAAGCACUCAGGACCUGUUCUGUUUUCAAGCAGCCAGAAGCAUAUGCCUGUCCCAUCGGUGUCCAGGGUUAGACUUGGGCUAAGACGAAUCUAGAUCAUCCAUUUAGGGUGGCAGCAGGUCUGCAGGGGGAAAUGCCCAGGCACUAAUGCAGAGAUGAUUCUGGCGGCAUUGGGGCCAAGCCAACUCCUGGAAGAGCCGAGUCCUAAGGGUGGGGUCACUCAGAGGAAAGGCCAUUCUGUGCCCUGACCUGGACUGUCACAGUUCUCCUUCCUAGCAUUCCCAAGCUCUAACUGAUUUGCGGUCUCCACCCAGAGAGAGGCACGCCCCUCUUUUCCUGUUAGGGGUUCGGAAGGAGCGAUUUGCUGGGAAGGGGUCAGGGUUAGGAGGGAAAGUAUGCAGGUCACCUUCCUUAUGUCUCAUCUUUGCUUCCACUAGGUCCCACCUGAGGUGCCCUUGACCGUCCCUGCCCUCACCCCACCCCGGAUCCCGGCAAUGCUAACCGCUGUCUGUGGCUCUCUGGGCAGCCAGCACACCGACGCGCCUCACGCAUCACCACCGCGCCUCGACCUGCAGCCUCUCCAGACAUACCAGGGUCACACGAGCCCGGAGGUCGGGGACUACCCCUCCCCGCUGCAGCCUGGAGAGCUGCAGAGCCUCCCGCUGGGCCCGGAGGUAGACUUCUCACAGGGCUAUGAGUUGCCAGGGGCCUCCUCACGGGUAACCUGCGAGGACCUGGAAAGCGACAGUCCCUUGGCUCCGGGACCCUUUUCCAAGCUCCUGCAGCCGGACAUGUCACAUCAUUACGAAUCGUGGUUCCGGCCGACUCACCCAGGCACGGAGGAUGGCUCGUGGUGGGACCUACAUCCCGGCACCAGCUGGAUGGACCUCCCCCAUACUCAAGGAGCGCUGACCUCACCUGGCCACCCGGGGGCGCUUCAGCCCGGUUUGGGAGGAUACGUCGGAGACCACCAGCUCUGUGCUCCGCCGCCCCACCCGCACCCGCACCACCUCCUGCCAGCCGCGGGUGGUCAGCACCUCCUAGGGCCACCCGACGGGGCUAAGGCCUUGGAAGCGGCGGCGCCAGAGUCCCAAGGGCUGGAUUCCAGUCUGGAUGCGGCGGCCCGACCCAAAGGUUCCCGGCGGUCUGUGCCCCGCAGCUCAGGGCAGACCGUGUGUCGCUGCCCCAACUGCCUGGAGGCGGAGCGACUGGGGGCUCCGUGCGGGCCGGAUGGCGGCAAGAAGAAGCAUUUGCACAACUGCCACAUCCCCGGCUGCGGGAAAGCCUACGCCAAGACGUCGCAUCUGAAGGCGCACCUGCGGUGGCACAGCGGCGACCGUCCCUUCGUGUGCAACUGGCUUUUCUGUGGCAAGCGCUUCACGCGCUCCGACGAGCUGCAGCGCCACCUUCAGACCCACACCGGGACCAAGAAGUUCCCCUGUGCGGUCUGCAGCCGGGUCUUCAUGCGCAGCGACCACCUGGCCAAGCACAUGAAAACCCACGAGGGCGCCAAAGAGGAGGCUGCGGCGGCGGCGGCCCAGGGCGAGGCCAAGGCCGGUGGCGCGGUGGAGCCGCCCGGGGGCAAAGGCAAACGAGAGGCCGAAGGCGGCUCGGCGUCCUCCAACUGA
This is a messenger RNA of Peromyscus eremicus (cactus mouse), 1850 nucleotides long. RefSeq names its product Sp6 transcription factor (gene Sp6). The record is from RefSeq and is a predicted model, not a curated record. Gene Ontology annotation, biological process: regulation of transcription by RNA polymerase II. The transcript has a single exon. Gene Ontology annotation, molecular function: DNA-binding transcription factor activity, RNA polymerase II-specific; RNA polymerase II cis-regulatory region sequence-specific DNA binding. The coding region runs from base 717 to 1850 and encodes 377 amino acids. NCBI's taxonomy places the organism in Eukaryota, Metazoa, Chordata, Mammalia, Rodentia, Cricetidae.